Messenger RNA from Liolophura sinensis, 2082 nucleotides. RefSeq names its product poly [ADP-ribose] polymerase tankyrase-2-like. Gene Ontology annotation, molecular function: protein binding. The transcript has 4 exons. Lineage: Eukaryota; Metazoa; Mollusca; Polyplacophora; Chitonida; Chitonidae. Bases 291 to 1766 code for a protein of 491 amino acids. The record is from RefSeq and is a predicted model, not a curated record.
AGCAAUCUUCUGCAAUAAGAGAGUGCAUUCUAGCAUCUAACAGACAACAGACUUUCUGUUAAAAUUAAUAGAUCUAGUUUUUGAGUAUAGAGAAUAUGCAUGCACGGUUUGUUUACUAUCUAAGAAUUUUCGACAUAUUCAGUCAUAUAUGUUCCACCUUGCUGCAAGCUAAUUGUAUUCUCUCAGUUUCUCACGCAAUAAAUUAAGGAAAAUGGUAUUCUCAUGUCCAGAUACAAAGAUAAGAUCCCAAUGAAGGACUACAUGUAAAUAAUCCAGUUGCAUUGCUUAAUAUGUGGAUACUUGUACGUGUAAUUAUGUGGGAUGCACAAUGUAGAACAGUUAUGGCUGGCGUGGAUGAGGUAGUGGCAGCGGCCGUCAACGGUAGAGAUGGUAGUCCUGACCACGAGACGCAAGCUCAGAUGGAAGCAGACCUUUUCAAAGCUGUUGUCGACAACGACCCCGCCAAACUGGAAGAGCUCAUCAAAAAUGGUGCCGACGUCGACGUUAUAUUUGAGGAUUGUACCGGCGUCAGUACGAAGUCCCUUCUCCACGUCUCCUGCGAGAAAGAUCGAAUAGAAUGUGCUCGGGUUUUGUUACAUCACGGCGCCUUGGUGAACAUGCGAGACAACUGGGGACAAUCUCCUCUCAUGUGCUGCAUGAUAACUCAGGUUCAUGACAUAGCCGAGCUGUUGCUGUCCAGAGAUCCAACCAUAGUGGAUCACCAAGACCGCUUCGGCAAGACGGCUCUGCACUGUGCGGUAGAGUCCGAUUCCAUCGAGGCUGUGGAACUCCUGCUGAAGUACAACGCUGACGUCUGUCUACACACGUCUGACGGGAUCACCGCUGUGAUGACGGCGGUGACGCUGACCUCAGAGGCUCAAAACCGACACCGAAUGAUACAGAUGAUGAUAGAUGCAGGCUAUGAUUUGGAGAUGAAGGAUUUCAGGGGCAAGAGAACCGCACUUCAGAUGGCUGUUUUCGCCAAGGACAUCAUUGCCGUGGAAUUGUUGUUAGCAGCCGGGGCAGAUGUGAACACGAUGGACUCGGGAUGGCGGACACCUCUCACCACGGCUAUAUUCCGGUUCGCUCGUAAACCACCCGACUGUACCUCGUGUGUCGUCGAUCCAGAGGGGGAGGCCAUUAUAAAGAUGCUGACGGAGAGUAAAGCAGAUCUUAACCUGACGCUGGUGGAGUUUUGUAACCCUCUGAUCGCCUGUGCUAUUGUGGAUUGUGGCGAACUGGCUCAGUACUUUCUGGAGAAGGGCUCUGAUGUGGAUGUCCAGUUUAAAUCUACCGGAUCAACACCACUGAUUCUAGCCACAACCAAAAACAACCUGGACGUUUUUCGGGUAUUCCUCAAAUGGAAUUGUAAUCUCUCUCCGAAAGGACGCAUCCAAAGGCGGCGGCAAGAUUAUUGUCUCGACGCCUUCGAGAUAUCAGUGUUUCUCGGUCACUUAGAAAUGACGCGGACUCUGGUAAUGACAGGUUAUGGACUUCAAAGGAUUGGUUAUCUGAAAAACGUCUGGUGCACAGAGAACCUACCGGUGUCGUUACAGGAGAAUCCAGAUCUGUUAGACUGGCUGCGGACAGUGGCAAACAAUCCUAGAUCUUUGUCUGAGGAAUGUGCCUUCUGCAUCAGACGAGUUCUUGGGAAGGAUGUCGAACAGAGAGUGUCUACAUUGCCGCUGCCAUCAAAAUCCAAAGACUUGAUAACCCUGUCGGAUGUUUUAAGCCCAAAUUCAAACGGUCGUUUGGAUAAUGCCUAAAGUGUAGCCUGACGGAUGACUUCAAUGACUCUCUCGGUUUCGGAACACCGGAUAUGUUUCAUAGCUCAUGUGUAUGAAGUCUUAAUUUGUCUGCCACAUGUUGGUGAAAGGAUCUAGCUGUUUGCGGGGAAAAUAGAUGACCUUCCACAAGAGCAAGUAAACGGGAGUUUGACAAUAAAUCGGUUAUCGCAUUUGCUUCAGAACGAUAUGUGCAAUAUCAAACAUAGUAUACCAUGAAAUAUCCUGGUCUCAAGUAUUGAAGGUGUGUUUUGAAGGUGUAAUCUAUUUUUUCACGUAAUUAAAACAAUGGCUGCGC